Molecule: messenger RNA, 1484 nt
Organism: Zootermopsis nevadensis
Lineage: Eukaryota; Metazoa; Arthropoda; Insecta; Blattodea; Termopsidae
Gene: Sgt1
Product: suppressor of G2 allele of skp1
Molecular function (GO): protein-folding chaperone binding
Source: RefSeq, a predicted model, not a curated record
AUCCCUGGUUCGUGUGCAGUUCACCUUUGGCGUUUGGCAUUCUAAGGCUGAAGAAAUUUGUGGACGUUCAUUCCGGCUUUGGUGCUAGCAACAUUCGGAUUACGUUUCGAGUAAUGGAGUGAUCGUGUGAUGCUUGUCUCUGUAUUAGAACGUAUUUGGAAAUUGUGUACCAAUUCUGACUUUGGAAAGGACAGUCUGGUUGUUAAAAGUUUAGUCAAACCGAACCUUUAAGCUCAUUUUAAAUAUGGCAGAUAGUUCGAACCCACAAAGUGCCGGAGAAGUAGAAGAAAUAGCAAAGCAGGUGCCUAAAAUAAAGCAUGAUUGGUACCAGACUGAGAGUCAUGUGGUCAUUACCAUUUUAGCAAAAAAUGUGAAACAAGAUGAAGUGAAAGUGGAAUUUGCAGAAGAAGCUCUUAAUGUUGCUGCACAGUUAACAGAUGGCUCUGAGUAUCAUCUGAACUUGAAUCUACCCUUUCCAGUCAUUCCUGGCCAGUCAACAUUCAGAGUUAUACCCUCAAAGAUAGAGAUAAAAUUAAAGAAGCAUGAUGGCAUUAGGUGGGCAUCACUGGAGGCAGAUCCUACAACUUCUGAAGUAGCACAGCCCAUGCCUGAAGCUGUGUUAAGUGCUGGACCUCCAAAGUAUCCCAGUUCUGCUCCGAAAGCAACAGAUUGGGAUCGUAUUGUUGGAGAUAUUACUAAACAAGAAGGGGAUGAAAAGCCAGAAGGAGAUGCUGCUCUUAAUGCUUUGUUCCAGAAAAUCUAUUCACAAGGAUCUGAUGAAGUCAAAAGGGCUAUGAACAAAUCAUUUCAAGAAUCUGGUGGAACAGUUCUUAGCACCAACUGGAAUGAAGUAGCACGAGAGAAGGUGGAAGUGAAAGCUCCAGAUGGCAUGGAAUGGCACAAGUGGGAACAGUGAAGAAAAAAAAAUUGCCAGUUCUGGGAUUGACUAGGUUUUCUUGAUUAUUCAAUGAUGGUUUUGUGUUGCUUUUUACUGCGAACUAGGAAAGAAAUGAAACAUUAUUAUAUGAAGUGAUGCAGCCAGUUAAAUUAUCUUUAAAAUGUCCAAAGCUGUUCAUUAAAAUUAAUAUAAAAAUUGCCAGUAUUCGAUAUUACAGUAAAUCUGGUGGUUUCAAUUAUGUAAAUGUAUUUUAACUACAGUAACAAAGACUAAACUUUGUGUGUUGUGUAAUGAAAUAAGAGUUAAAUUGAUAAUUAUCUAAUUCAGCAGCUAAUUUAUUGGCAUGAUUUUCAUACCGUAUUUCUUGUAUCAUAUGUAAGAUAAAUUUUUUAUAUACCUUCGUAGAAUUUUUCAAUUUCAUUCAGAUUCUUGUCAUGAUCAAUUGUGUUAGUCUGUUAUGUGAGUUUGACAUUAAUUUUCUUUUCAGUAGAUGGCACCGAGUUUUAUAAAAGUAUGAUGUUGUGUGUAACCUGAUUUAUACUUCAUGUAAAUUUCAAAGUAAAGUAAGUCAUGGAAGAAACAUUAA